AGGGCUUGCUUUUUUAUCUUCUCUUUUCGUGGUUGAGGUUCGGCUUCGUUGCUCCGCAGGAGGUGUAGAGAUUGUACGAGUCACAUCUUCAGCUCCUUCGUUGCAGUUCGAAUUCGCUCCUUCGACGGCGUUCUCGGAAGUCACUACAUUUUGAUCGGAAGCAACGACGGGAGCUCGCUCGCUGUGAAGGUAAACAAAUGGAUUCUAGCAGACGUCAGGAAGGGAUUCAACAACUAUUAGCUGCAGAACAAGAAGCCCAGCAUAUUCUCAAUGCUGCUAGGAAUGCAAAAAUGGCCAGGCUAAAGCAGGCGAAAGAGGAGGCUGAUAAAGAGGUCGCUGAGUUUCGUGCCCAGCUGGAAGCUGAUUUUCAAAAGAAAGUUGCGGAGAGUAGUGGUGAUACUGGCGCAAACGUUAAGCGCCUGGAAGAGGAAACUGAGGCCAAAAUCCAAAGCCUUGACUCAGAGUCUGAUAGGAUAUCUGGUGAUGUCGUUCAAAUGCUUUUAAGGUAUGUGACCCAGGUGAAGAAUUAGCUAAGGACUACCGUUCCUUUUUGUGGUGACGAUACCUUUUUUAAAAGGUUAUGCUUUGUGCUUCUUCUAUUCCUUCCUUGUACUUGAGAGCUGGGGGUUCUCCUUGUUUCUGAACUAAUAAAUAGCUCAUUUAUCAUAGUAUAGUGUAAUGAGCUUGGUCUUUGUGGAAGUUAAGAGUCAGUGGUGUGACAUGACCAUUUUGUUCUCCUAAAUGGAAGCUAUUAAUAAUAUCUGAACAUUUGCAGUUAAUUUCA
Molecule: messenger RNA, 784 nt
Organism: Dendrobium catenatum
Lineage: Eukaryota; Viridiplantae; Streptophyta; Magnoliopsida; Asparagales; Orchidaceae
Product: V-type proton ATPase subunit G 1
Exons: 4
Coding region: 198-530 (110 amino acids)
Biological process (GO): proton transmembrane transport
Cellular component (GO): vacuolar proton-transporting V-type ATPase complex
Molecular function (GO): proton-transporting ATPase activity, rotational mechanism
Source: RefSeq, a predicted model, not a curated record